Drosophila melanogaster (fruit fly) is the source of this 1445-nucleotide messenger RNA. RefSeq lists its product as uncharacterized. The transcript has a single exon. The record is from RefSeq and is marked reviewed. Lineage: Eukaryota; Metazoa; Arthropoda; Insecta; Diptera; Drosophilidae. Gene Ontology annotation, molecular function: RNA binding; RNA methyltransferase activity; methyltransferase activity. Bases 355 to 1431 code for a protein of 358 amino acids.
UUUGAACUAAGUUAAAUGUUAAUAUGUUUUACCCAAAAACACCAUUUUUGGUGAACCCGUUGCUGGAAGCCGAUAUCCUUAAAGUGAAUGUAUGUACUUUCAAUGUGCACAAAUACGUAUUUACAACAAAAACUGGCUUGCAAAUUUUAUUAACUGUUAAUUCCUGGUUUUGUCAAGUCUGCUGCACUUGCUCCGCUGUUGGAAUGGCUGUGCCUUACUCCCAAAGUCACCACUUACAGGGUGAACACUCUUAGGUGUUCCGUUGACGACUUUCGGAAAAAGUUAGAAGAAAAACUCGCCAUUCGCUACGGUGUAAAAUCUCCAAGGAUUUACUGCUUGCCAAACCUACCCGAGAUGUUGUGCAUUGAUCCGCUGGACUCACAGCUCACCAAAGCUGUGGCCGACUCCGAGCUCAAGGAGGUAGUGGUUGACACUAACUGCGGAGCUGCACUACUGCGAGGCGCCCACAUAUACGCCCCCGGUGUUUUAGCUAUGGAGUCAAACACUGAGCGGGAGGAACUCGUCAAUGUCUACGCAGAUCUGGAUGGAAAAUGCAAGCGCGGGACGGUCAAGCGGUACGAAAGCCCAAAUAAGGUUUUCCUGGGUACAGGCAAGGUGUUAAUGCAGCGGUAUCAGCUGUUCAACAACGCGGAGAAGCCCGCCUCUGGAGUGGCCGUGGAAAUGCAGUCCAACGUCAGCGGAGUGCCCACGCUGGGGGAUCUAAGCAGCGAAGACGGCCUGUUGCAAAACCUGCCUUCUAUUGUUUGCGUCCGUGUCCUGGAUCCGCAGCCCGGCGAGCGCAUACUGGACAUGUGUGCCGCUCCGGGUAACAAAACAAGCCACAUAGCCGAGUUGAUGGGCGAUCGGGGAUCUGUGGUGGCCCUAGACAAUUCGGCCAGUCGCGUCCGCAGCAUGCUGCCCAAAUUGGGACACUACAAAAGCAUAACGGCGCAUGUUUUUAACUCCACCGAGGCAGUGGCAGCGGACGCUCCAUCUGCACCCGUGGGAGAAUUCACUGGGCCUCCGUUUCCAUGUGAAAGCUUUGACCGAAUCUUGCUCGAUGCACCCUGCAGUGGGCUGGGCAACCGGCCACAGUUGUCCUGCAGCAUUAAACAGGUUAAGGUCUUGUCCUCAUAUCCCCAUAUUCAGCGCCGGCUAUUUGAACAGGCAGUGCAGCUCGUUCGUCCUGGCGGCAUCCUUGUAUAUAGCACGUGCACCGUCACCGAGGAUGAGUGCGAAUGUCUUGUGGCCUGGGCACUAAGAAAAUUUGUCGAGCUGCGGCUAACAGAUGCCACUCCCCGGUGGGGCGGUCCCGGACUUCCGCUUCCCGGUUUCGAGGCAUGUAAAUCUCGUCUGUUGCAGCGCUUCGGUCCAAGCGGAGCAAAUGCGGACACUGUGGGCUUUUUUAUUGCGAAGUUUCAGAAAAUAUAAAUAAAUUCAACUUC